Messenger RNA from Alternaria alternata, 788 nucleotides. RefSeq lists its product as hypothetical. The coding region runs from base 279 to 632 and encodes 117 amino acids. The transcript has a single exon. Lineage: Eukaryota; Fungi; Ascomycota; Dothideomycetes; Pleosporales; Pleosporaceae. The record is from RefSeq and is a predicted model, not a curated record.
AUGGCACCUUUCGUCUUCUGUUUGCACACGAAGCAUGCGUAGAACUAGCUCAGGGAUGCCGAGUUGUGCUCUCGCAACUCCAGGGGCAAUUGCGGAUCUUCGCCACUGCCGUAGCGGUCACAAUGACAUCACAUAUCCGUCUUGCAACAACCGAGCUUCUGACACUUGUCAAACUUUGUAGGCGUUGAUUGUUCAAUUCUCAAGCCUAUUUACCUGUGGAUUCCUCUCAAGAUAUUCUCAGCAAUAACAUCAGGUCGUAAAGCGUCAACAUACCCACCAUGUCGUCAAUCAGCCUUCGUCUGCGCGCCUUCCAACGCCCAAUCACAUCCCAAUUGCGCGCUUUCACUACCACACCCAGCCACGCAAAGUUGAUGGACACGCCGAAUCCUGCUUCCAACCUUCCGGACCCAUCUGAAAACUCCUCUGCCGCACCAAACGCGAAGAUGCGUUCGGACACGCAAAACACGGAUCACCAGUCUAGUGCCUCUAAAGAUGAGAACAAGAGCGGAGACGAUCAUCCGGCCAAGCAACCAGACCAUCAGGCGCAGCCCACUCGGACGACAGGAAUUGGAGGCGCGACGAAGGUGCAAGGAGGGAAAGAGGGGCUAGGUGAGAGAGGAGACAAACAGUAGGCCGAUAGGGUGAAAGAAGGAUGUUGUGUUGAUGGAAUAGCACAGGUUGGAUGAUCGUACUCAACCUAGUAGGCAUAUUCAAUUGACACGAUUGUUACCGUGUGCUGAUCAAAUCACAUCAAUCUAAAAAUGAAGCGACUUGGGAUGAUGUCUUGA